AUGACUUCGUUCAUGAAGACUGCGUGUGCCCAACGUCUGCGACUCAAAACGUUCCCUGCUAGUGUCUCGAUUGUCGGAUUCGGUGGAGCAGGCCAUGGAAUCACCGAAGCAGCUGUCGCUCACGUUUUCUCGAAACCGUCUGUAAUCGAACACCAAGAAGUCGUUGUUGAGUUUCUCGUCGCUCCGUGCAUCGUUAACCGGUUGCCUUUGCGCUCGUUCGACAUCUCAAGCUGGAUCAUACCGGAGUGGAUUGACCUCGCAGACCCUCACUUCAACCAACCGGAGAAGAUCGACAUCCUGUUUGGCAUCGUCGAGUGGGAUAAGAUGAUGUUGAGCCAGACCCAUAAGCUCGGAGGUCCGGUGAACGAGGAGGUCAACUAUCCUACACUGCAAGCUCUGCCGGUGACGAACGAACAGCUGGACGAACAACUGACCAAGUUCUGGGAAGUCGAAAGCUACAGCACGGAACGCUUCCUUUCCCCCGAAGAACAAGCUGCUGAGGAUCAAUUUGUGACCACCCACUGUCGAGACGAAAAAGGUCGUUACGUCGUCGCCUUGCCGUUCAAGGAGGAAGAGGUCAAGCUCGGAGACUCGGCACACAUUGCUCAUCGUCGUUUUUUUAUGCUGGAAGCAAAGCUGACCAAGGACCAGAAACUGUACGACGACUACAGGAAGUUCAUGCAAGAGUACAUCGACCUGAGGCACAUGGAAAGAGUUGGCACUUUCUCUCUCGCUGAACCACAAGAACUGCCCUACUACUUUUUGCCGCAUCACGCCGUCGUCCGACCCGAAAGCAGUACCACCAAACUACGGGUUGUUUUUGAUGCCUCGGCGAAAUCCAGCAACGGACAGUCCCUGAACGACCAACUCUUGGACCCUCCUGAUCGACAAUCUGCUCAGUUUUCGAACGUACAAAGUCACAGUCACCUCGGACGUCGCAAAAAUGUUCCGGCAAAUCGAUGUCCGGAAAGAAGAUCAUCGAUUCCAGCAGAUCCUGUGGCGAACCAGUCCCGACUAAGACAUCGGCGUCUAUCAACUGACGACAGUCACCUAUGGCACCGCUUGCGCAACCCGGGCACUGCUGCAAACCUGUAUCGACGAAGGAGCAUUUCCCCCUCGCAGCGGUUUUUGGAGCCGAGAUAG
Culex quinquefasciatus (southern house mosquito) is the source of this 1143-nucleotide messenger RNA. RefSeq lists its product as uncharacterized. The record is from RefSeq and is a predicted model, not a curated record. Bases 1 to 1143 code for a protein of 380 amino acids. The transcript is spliced from 2 exons. NCBI's taxonomy places the organism in Eukaryota, Metazoa, Arthropoda, Insecta, Diptera, Culicidae.